ACAUGAUAGGCUAGCAAGGCAGUGGGAAGAAAGAAGGGGUGCGACCAUAUUGACCCCUAUUUUCUCCCUUCCCUUGUCUCUCUCUCUCUCUCUCUCGCUCGUCCCCUCUCUCCUCCAAGCCCCACGCAUCACACACACACACACACUCCUCUCUAAUCACAGGGCGCGCAAGGGGAUAGGUCGUGGCGGGCGAGAUCUGGCGAGAUCCCCUCCCAUUUCCGGCGACUGGGGCGGGAUGGAGAUGAAUGGCGGGUGAGGAGGGAGAGGGGCUUCAUCUUGGCGCUUGCUAGGUAACGACGGCGGCGGAGGAGGGCGAGGGCAGAGGGCGAGGGCGCGGCCGCCAUGGAUGGGAGGUGUGGUAGAAUACACAUGUGAUGCGCGGCGCCAAGAGCUUGUUCGUCUCAGCUCCUCCUAGUGACUGGAUAAGCGGCAGCACCACCACCAACGAGGAGGAGGCAAGAGCAGCGUAUGGCAUCAGCUAGCGUGGGACCUGUGGGUGCCAUCAGAGGAAGCACCAGCGCAAUUGUGGUCUCCAAGGUUGGUGGUAGCGGCGUUGAUCAGCUCCCCGAAGAGAUGCACGAAAUGAAGAUACGGGACGACAAGACGGACCAUUCCGACGAUAAGGAAUUGGAAGCCACUGUCGUCGAUGGCAAUGGCACAGAGACUGGCCACAUUAUAGCUACGACGAUAGGAGGCCGCAAUGGCCAGCCAAAGCAGACGAUUAGCUAUGUCGCGGAACGUGUUGUAGGAACCGGAUCGUUUGGCAUCGUCUUCCAGGCCAAGUGCCUCGAAACAGGAGAGACGGUGGCUAUCAAGAAGGUGUUACAGGACAAGAGAUACAAAAACCGGGAGCUGCAAAUAAUGCGCCUUCUUGACCAUCCCAACAUCGUUGCUCUCAAGCACUGCUUCUUCUCCACUACUGACAAGGACGAGCUCUAUCUCAACUUAGUCCUCGAGUAUGUUCCGGAAACCGUGUAUCGCAUCGCAAAGCAUCACAACAGAAUGAAUCAGAGAAUGCCACUCUUGUAUGUAAAGUUGUAUACAUACCAGAUAUGCCGAUCUCUCGCUUACAUCCACGGCGGGAUUGGAGUCUGCCACCGUGAUAUCAAGCCACAAAAUUUAUUGGUUAAUCCCCAUACACACCAGCUGAAGCUAUGUGAUUUUGGCAGCGCCAAAGUGCUGGUGAAAGGGGAACCGAACAUCUCUUACAUAUGUUCCAGAUACUACCGAGCGCCCGAGCUGAUUUUCGGUGCCACGGAAUACACAACAGCAAUUGAUAUCUGGUCGAUGGGAUGUGUGUUGGCUGAACUGCUACUUGGUCAGCCGCUAUUUCCAGGAGAAAGUGGCGUCGACCAGCUGGUGGAGAUUAUCAAGGUUCUUGGAACCCCUACUCGCGAGGAGAUCAAGUGUAUGAAUCCCAACUACACGGAAUUCAAGUUCCCUCAAAUCAAGGCCCACCCUUGGCACAAGGUGUUUCACAAGAGAAUGCCUCCGGAGGCUGUGGAUCUUGUCUCGAGACUACUCCAAUACUCGCCUAAUCUGCGCUGUAGUUCACUAGAAGCGCUUGCACACCCAUUCUUUGAUGAGUUGCGGGAUCCUAACACUCGACUUCCAAAUGGUCGUCCGCUACCACCUCUGUACAAUUUCAAGCAAUUGGAAUUGAAAGGGGCCUCGCCAGAGCUGUUAAAUCGCCUCGUUCCCGAACACGCGCGUAAGCAGGUGCCUUUCCUCGCUCUAUAACCUGUGCCCCAGACUGGAAGAGAGAGAGAGAGCUGGGUGGGAUCAUCUUCUUCUUAACAGGUGUCCAUCAAGCUGCCGCUGGUGGUCUUCCUUUUUAUCCUUAAUUCUCAAUGCUGGUGUUGGUAAGCUAGCUAGUAUGACACCAAAGUGGCUGGUUGCUUUUUUUUUCUCCUUUUUUGUACCUUGAGAGUUACCUAUCUAAUGUGCUUGCUGCUCUUGUAUCACUUGUGUGUGUUAGCAGUAAUCUCCGAAA
Selaginella moellendorffii is the source of this 1993-nucleotide messenger RNA. Its product is annotated as shaggy-related protein kinase epsilon. NCBI's taxonomy places the organism in Eukaryota, Viridiplantae, Streptophyta, Lycopodiopsida, Selaginellales, Selaginellaceae. The coding region runs from base 469 to 1740 and encodes 423 amino acids. The record is from RefSeq and is a predicted model, not a curated record. Gene Ontology annotation, biological process: signal transduction; protein phosphorylation. The transcript has 13 exons. Gene Ontology annotation, cellular component: cytoplasm. Gene Ontology annotation, molecular function: ATP binding; protein serine/threonine kinase activity.